Molecule: messenger RNA, 1635 nt
Organism: Anopheles stephensi (Asian malaria mosquito)
Lineage: Eukaryota; Metazoa; Arthropoda; Insecta; Diptera; Culicidae
Exons: 3
Coding region: 410-1549 (379 amino acids)
Source: RefSeq, a predicted model, not a curated record
CCGCUAGACCGUUUCCUGAGGUGUAGCAUUUUCUACCGGCAGGUUUAUCAGCGCUAGAUAAGUGUCACAGACGAUAACGUUUAGUCACGAUGGCAUGGCAUCAUUGCCUUUACCAGGUACAAGUUAAUAGAUGCGCUAUGUGAUUGGUAAUCGGGUUCAAAACAGUGAUUCUGGUACAUACCACAGCAUACCGUUUGUAGAGUAUUGUAGAUUUUCGGGCAGGUUGUACAAAGUUAGCUAAUAAUGUUGUUUCUGUAGUGAAUGUGAAUUGAAAGGAAAAAAAUACAUUACUUAGUGGAAUUACAAAUGUGUCGAAAUUAUCUAUGCGUAUGGAAUUAUAUGUGCAAUCAACCUGCAGUCAACAAUAUUUCAACAUUUCAACCGACAAUCGCCAUAAAUCACAAUCGUCAUGCUACGUCAUCUGGUUAAUGUGUUGCGAUUCAUGUUGCAAGCAGUUCGGAAGAAUAUCAAACCACUCAUCUUAAUAGCAUCAUUUCUUACGUUCAUAUGGCUUAUAGCCGACACUGUUCACCGGCCAGAAUUUGUGCGGCACGCCUCGAAACAUUCCUUCCGGCAUGGGAACCGUUCCGAUGGCCAAGAUGAACGAUGGAACCAGCGGUCAGUACAACAGUUUCUGGAUCUACUAGAAAUUGAUUUCAAUGCAACGAGUGGGACCGAAAUAAUGCGAGUUGAAGAAGCAUGCCGUUCGGAAACUACGCUGUUGUUUACAGCGUUUGCUGGAAGUUCGCUGUCGGAACACUUAUGGCAAUACUUCUCGCUCAUAGCCAUCCAAAACAGCUUAAUGUCAGCUACAAGUAGGCAGCGGAUAGAGUUUGUCAUCACCGGUACGGCAUUGACUGAGCUGAGCCAGCUCUUUGUGAGAGUGCCAUACGAAGUGAUUGAUCUCGAUACCAUACGAUGCUAUUACAUUCCGGCAGCGUGUAUAUUAAACAGCAACACACACAUCGACAUAGCAACCGAGAAGAACCAACUGUAUAUACUCAACAACCAGGCUAUACGUUUUGAAGAGAUCCUAAGUGUACCAUGGCAACAGCAAAAACAAUUUUUCAAUUUUCGUCCGGAAACGCUAAACACGGUGCACGAUUUAUUAAAGGAACUGCGCCAUCGUGCAAAACUGUACGGUGAUGAAGAUGAUGUAAACGGUCUGCAAGUUGUCGGUAUACACGUUCGUGAAGACGUUCAGCUACCAUUUGAGUAUUAUUAUCGUGCCAUUACUUUCCAACGAAAAAUGCAUGACUCCGGAAUGCUUCUGUUCGUAGUGGUAUGUGAAAAUCCUAAAGGUGCGGUUUGUGACAUGUUGAACACACAGAACGAACGAAUUGAAGUCAUCGCAGAACAUGAUGAACCUGAUGUCGAUUUUGUACUAAUGAUGCUCUGCAAUCACACCAUUGUUUCGAAUGAACGCGAUAUAUUUCCACCAUUGCUCCGUGGUAUAGGUAAUAAUGUUGUGUUUGGUAAGGAAAACGCUGACAGUCAAUAUGGGAUUGAAUUAGCAAACUAUUUAGAGAACUGGUACAUCAUUGUCUAGUGAAGGACCGUGUUGUAAUUAUAAGGAAAGCAAACAAUCAAUAAAUGAAUGUGGUAUAACUUAUCAUUCUUUGUGAAGGCACAAUA